Messenger RNA from Adineta ricciae, 1461 nucleotides. The record is from the annotation of a GenBank genome assembly. NCBI's taxonomy places the organism in Eukaryota, Metazoa, Rotifera, Eurotatoria, Adinetida, Adinetidae.
AUGAUCAGCGGAUCCGUGGAAGACGGGUUUCUUCAACCACUCUAUAUUAACUCAUUUCUUGACAUUAUGUCAUUACGUUCAUCGCCUUCAAUGUUCACAAAUCGUUCGUACUCGACUUCAACCAUUGUUCAACUCAUCAUUGCUAAUAUCACCGAAUCAAUACUCAUCUCAGACGAGUCCACUGUUCUUCCAUAUGGUUUCAAUGAAAACAUUAGUUCACUUGUUCGCUAUCGACUUCUCUAUCGUGAUUAUCAUGGAAUAAUAUCAAGCUUUGUCUGUAUAUUUGGUUUAACAUGUAAUUUAUUUAAUAUUAUUGUAUUAACGCGUCCAUUAAUGCGUUCAUCAACAAACACGAUUCUCACUUCGUUAGCACUAUCUGAUUUAUUAAAGAUGUUAUUUGUUUUACCGGCUGUUAUUAUAUUUUAUUGUUUGCCUUCGAGUGAAUUGAAAAGUGAACCAGAUCCAACCUCGUACUUUCAAGUCCAGUUCUACAUGAUACAUAUGCUUUUCACGUUGACACUACAUUGUAUAAGUACAUGGUUGACAGUGUUUCUCGCCGCUUUUCGCUACGUAUUUCUUAAUUGUAAAACUUUAUCCGCGUAUGUUUCCUCGCCUGAACGAGCUUUAUUCGGUGUUAGUAUGGUUGUUCUUUUAUCAACGACACUUUGUAUUCCAUCGUAUGUUGGACAUCAUAUUGUGAAAGCCUAUCAAAAUGACACAUCAUCGGAGCCUAUUAAACAAAUCGUCUUUUAUCGUUUCGAAGAAACCUCGUUUAGUAAAUCAUUGUCAUUACGUGAAACUGUCUUUGUUUUACAUAGCGUGAUAUUCAAGUUAAUUCCAUGUGCACUUUUGUUGUUGUUCAGUUUUCUAUUAAUUCAACAGUUAAGAAAUGCGUUACGGCAAUCUGAGAAAGCACAUCGACAUUCAUCAACGACGACAACUUCGUCAUCCAAUGGUGGACGGAUUCGAGGCCGAAAACGUGAAAAUGAAAAUCGCCGAACAACUUUAAUGUUAGUUAUCGUCUGUGUAUUAUUUCUGGUUACGGAACUACCUCAAGGUGCAAUUUUAUUAUUAGCGUUUUUGUCUAAAACUAAGUCGAAGUAUUAUUCCGAUAUUUAUCAACAUCUCGGUGAUACGUUUGAUAUCUUAGCUUUGAUAAAUAAUUCAGUUAACUUUCUUCUUUAUUGUCUCAUGUCACGAGCGUUUCGCGACACGUUUAAACAAAUCUUUUGCUUGUGUGAAAACGAUAAUCGUCAUUCGUCGAGUACAUCACCUGCCCAAGGAUUGCCGGUUAAACCACGACAUUUGAACGCGUCAGCAACAUACAACACGCUGCUAACACAUAAAUAUUCCGACAGUUGCGGAGCAAGUCUUUCUCCAAUCAUUAAAUCCUUAUCUGAUAAUCCGAAAAAACGCAAAGGAUUUCAUUUUUUAAAACAAACCAAUUCGAUUGCACUGUAA